AUGAGCAGCUCUAUAGUAUUUCUUAAGUGCUAUUUCUGUCAGAAAAGCUACAAUAAAAAUGGUUUAAUUGAUAUGAGUGGCAGUUCGGUGAUGAUAAAUGAGGAAAAAGUUGAAUUUAGGAAUUUAAUUUUUGACACUUGUUUUGUUCGUAUCGACGAGAUAAAGUCCAACUAUAUUUGUUCUGAUUGCAACAAUACUUUGGUUUCAUUUCAUAUGUUUAAGCGCCAUGCCAAAAAAUACUCGAAUUUCCUUAAUUACAUUGACUUACUGGAAGUUCUAUCAAAGUUAGAGAAGUUCCUUGGUUCCUUUGAGGAUAUUUCAACUCUCAGAAUAGCAGAAGGUGCUACAAAAUGGUGUAUACAGAUAGAAAAUGUCAUAGAAUCACCAAAAGAAACAGAAUUAAUUAUUUUUGAUCCAGGAGAAAUGGCAGGUGAUGAUUGUAUGGAUAGAGACGAUGUCAGCAUUGCUGAAAGUGCCAUAAUAACACCUACUGCAGAAAAUGAUUUGAUAAGGUCAGCAGACAACAAAAAAGACGAAAAUGAGGAAGAAAUUCAGCAAUUAGACGAUAUUCAAACAGAAUUGGAAAUUGAUGUCUUAAAAUCGAAAAAAAGGAAGCUCAACACACUUAAUGAUCUUGAUAAAGACCAAAUAGAAUGGAUUAGAGAACAAGUUAUUAAUAGUGAUUUUAUUAAAGGAAGAAAGAAGGUCUUUAAAUGUCCACAAUGUCAAGUUGUUCUAUGCACACAAGCAAGCUUAAUUAGACACCUACGAGACUUGCAUCUCCUUAAAAAUCUACAAAACGAGAAAGCAAUCUUAAAAGAAGAAGUAAAUAAUAGCAAAUUAAUAAUAGACACAGAAAAUGGUCAGCAAAUAGUCUUUAAAUGCUCAAGAUGCAAACGUGACAGAAUUUAUAAGUCAGAGCAAUCAUUUAAGCUGCAUUUUCGUAUGAAUCACAUUCACGUCAAAAAAAUCGAUGCAUCAUUCAUUGCCAAUUGUAAAACUACAACAAUGAUUGAGAAUGAAGGAAUGAAGGAUGUUUGGAAGUGUCCAGAAUGUUCAAAAACAUUUAGAUAUCGUGAUGGAUUAAGACAUCAUUUGAAAAGUGUCCAUCUUAGCAAUUUUGAUGAGACAAAAGGUGAUUUGAAUCAUGCAGCAGAUAGAAGCAUUCAGGAUAUAUCAAGGCUGACUGAGAAGGUCCAAAAUAAAAAUGUCAGUAAAGGUGAAAAUUUCUGCAAUGAAUGCGGUGUAAAGUUUAUGCUGGCUAAGCAUCAUGUUAAACCAAAGAUUCAUCAAGAAUGUCAUGAAAUUUUUAAGAAGCUAGCUCCAAAUAUGCCUCAUUAUAGAUGUGACAGAUGCCGGAUAAUAUUUAAUUCUGAAAGUUCGCUUUUUGAGCAUCUGGAAAUCCACAAUAAUCCAGAAUUAAUUAAUUCAAUCCCAACAGAAGGAUUGAUCACUUUUGGUGCUUCAUAUUAUAAGGAAGCAGUUGGCGACGCUGAUGAAGCCUGUUUAGACGAAGCUGUAUGGAAAUGUGGACAUUGUUCUGUUAGAUACUUUGAUGAGAAUGACUGUGUUGCUCAUCAGUUACUGCUACAUUCAGAGACAAUUUAUUGCUUUGUUGAUAAUCGGGAAUUUCAAGGACUUUCUGGUUUAAGUAAAUAUUUACAACACAUGAAAAACAAACAUCCAGAAUUUUUUCCUAACAUUUCGUACUCGUGUAGCUGUAAAAUGGAAUUCCCGACUAUAUAUGAGAAGCUUGGUCAUCAAAAGGUGUGUUCCUUGAAGAUAUUUGAGUGUGAUUAUUGUACUAAACGAUAUUCGACAAAACAUCAACUUCAAGCUCACAUUCUAUUUGAAUUGGGAAUUACCGGAUUCUCUUGUGAAGCAUGUGGAAAGAAAUGUAAAACUAUCAGUGACCUUAAAAUACACCAAAAUACUCAUACUGGAUUACGUCCAUACUUGUGUACUCUCUGUGAAAAGAGCUUUAAGACCCCAGCAGCAAGAUCCAGUCACAUGGAGAAGCAUCUUCUUGAGGGAGGAAUAACUUGUGAGAUCUGUAAUGCCAAAUUAACCAAUAGAACACUUUAUCAACGACAUAAGCGGUUUCAACAUGAUCAGGAAUUUAGAGACAGUCAAUAUGAGAAAAAUACAUGCGAACUGUGUGAUAAGUCAUUCCUUAGAACGUCGCAUUUUAAGCAGCAUUUAAAACAACAUCAUUGA
Messenger RNA from Chironomus riparius, 2217 nucleotides. Lineage: Eukaryota; Metazoa; Arthropoda; Insecta; Diptera; Chironomidae. The record is from the annotation of a GenBank genome assembly.